CAAAGCCCUCGGCUAUCGUAACCGACUGCACCGCGAAACAACAUGUUUGUCUCUGUCGUCGCCGUUCUAGUGCUGCUAAACGCCGUUAGGUCGGAUCCAUGCAACCCGAGGGAAGCGAGUUUCGGUACCGUUUGCGUUUGCGACUCGUCGUACUGCGACACAGUACCGGAAAUCGAAAAUUUGUCGUCCGCACAGUACCAAAUAUACACGACCAGCAAGGGACAGCUCGGAUUCACUUCGAAAGUCGGGCCUACAGGCUCCAGAAGCUCCAAUGCGUCGAAUAAAGUCUCCGUGCCUGAUUUGGGCAAGACUUAUCAGUCGGUGCUGGGUUUCGGUGGUGCUUUCACCGAUUCCACGGGAUACAAUAUCCUGUCGCUGCCCGAGCAAGCGCAGGAGAAGCUAUUACGAAGCUAUUGGGGUGACGAGGGCAUAUCUUAUAGUAUUGGUAGAGUGCCAAUCAGCGGUACGGAUUUCUCGCUGAGGGGAUACACCUAUUGCGACGAAAAGGACGAAACGUUGGACUCGUGGGCGUUGCAACCGGAGGAUUUCGAUUACAAAAUAGCGUUCGUGAAGAAGGCAGGGGAGCUCAGGGGCAGACCUCUUACUCUUUUUGCCACUUCUUGGUCAGCCCCGAUAUGGAUGAAAUCCAACAACAAUCUAAUCGGAGGGGGACACCUCAAAGACGAAUACUACCAUCUGUGGGGAGAGUACUAUUUGAAAUUCUUCCGCGCCUACCAGCAACAGGACGUCACCUUUUGGGGGAUGAGCACCCAGAAUGAACCAGUGUACGGACUGACCAACGAGACGAUUAACAGCAUGGGAUUCACCCAAGACGAGAUGAACAAAUGGGUGUCUGAAUAUUUGGGUCCGAUGCUGAGGACUUCGGAGUUCUCCGACAUCAAAAUCAUGCUUCACGAGGACAAUAGAGGGGAGCUGGUCUAUCUGAUCAAUUCCACCCUCAACAACAGUGACGUCGUCAAGUAUGCGGACGGAAUCGCGGUCCACUGGUACCAAGACUCUUCCAGUCCCGAGAGUCUGCUGGAUGAGGCGAGGAGCGACGAGAAGGACCUGUUCUUGCUGAACACCGAGUCAUGCAUACUGAGGCCGAGCGAGCUAGGCAGCUGGGAAAACGGCGAAAGAUACGUCAACAGUAUAAUCACGGAUUUGUACCACAACUCGCUGGGUUUCGUGGACUGGAACAUGGUGCUGGAUCUGGACAGCGGCCCGAGCUGGGCAGGCAGCCAUUUUGACUCGCCCGUUAUCGUCAACGCGACCGCAGGCGAAUUCUACAAGCAGCCGAUGUUCUACGCGAUUGGACAUUUUUCCAAAUUCAUAGUGCCCGGAUCUCUAAGGUUGGAGACCGACGUCAGCGUCGAGGCAGACGUCAGAUCUAUAGCGUUCCUGAGACCUGACGGCAAAGUGGCCGUUGUUCUCUUCAAUAGGGGUGAGGAGCCGGUGACCUUGGAUUUAGAGAUCUCGGAUAAGCAAGUGUCGGUCGACGUCGAGGCACGCUCCUUGAACACCGUUCUGUAUUCCGUUUAGGACAAUAAAUUUGAGAAUGU
This is a messenger RNA of Cylas formicarius (sweet potato weevil), 1562 nucleotides long. RefSeq names its product putative glucosylceramidase 4. Gene Ontology annotation, molecular function: glucosylceramidase activity. The record is from RefSeq and is a predicted model, not a curated record. Bases 43 to 1542 code for a protein of 499 amino acids. The transcript is spliced from 8 exons. Gene Ontology annotation, biological process: glucosylceramide catabolic process. Lineage: Eukaryota; Metazoa; Arthropoda; Insecta; Coleoptera; Brentidae.